AUGGAGCACCCGGCCAAAAGAGUUCGAGUUUCCUCGGAAAGUGAAGAUCAAAAUGGAGGCGCAUCUGCGCCGCUAUCUUCACUUCAUCGGAUCAUCACACCGCCGCCGAGGGCUCGCCCGCAAGGCCCGCGAGUCUCUGACAGAUCCUCGUACGAGGAGCUGGCCGGUGCCCAUCAUAGUGUAUCUCAAGUAGAGAGUUCAUCUCACGAGCUAGCUCGUCCGAGUGAUGCUCAAGUGAUUUCAUCCCCGAUCCAGCUCACUCACAUUCGUGAUUUCCCUGAAUCCAAGGGCUACAAUGUCGACACGGUCAAACUCCGGGAUCUUCUAGGUGAUCCAAUGAUUCGAGAAUGUUGGCAAUUCAAUUACCUCUUUGAUGUGGAUUUUCUCAUGUCUCAAUUUGACGAGGACGUCCGAAGCCUGGUCAAGGUCAAAGUGGUGCAUGGAUCCUGGGAACGCGAGUCUGCGAAUCGAGUUCGCGUCGAGGAAGCUUGUUCACGAUACCCAAAUGUUGAACCCAUCAUUGCAUACAUGCCUGAACGAUUUGGGACGCACCAUUCCAAAAUGAUGAUUCUCCUUCGACAUGAUGAUCUCGCUCAAGUCAUAAUUCACACGGCGAACAUGAUCCAUGGAGAUUGGGCAAAUAUGACUCAAGCAAUUUGGCGAUCCCCUUUACUCCCCUUGCAAGCGCCAGGCAAGUCGACAGCCGCUUCGCAACAGGCUACCUUCGCCACUGGUGCGCGAUUCAAACGAGACCUGCUCUCGUAUCUCAGAGCGUACGGAUCCAAGAAGACAGGAUCGCUGGUUCGGGAAUUAAAUCGGUUCGAUUUUGAUGCUGUUCGGGCAGUACUUGUCGCGAGUACACCGUCCAAGCAAGAAAUCAGCAAGCUCGAUUCCGAUAAUGCUACCUUAUGGGGCUGGCCUGCACUGAAAGAUGUUCUAAGUCGGAUUCCAAUUCACGACAAGACAACAGAGACAAUCAGGCGCUCUGUAGUCAGCCCACAUAUUAUUAUACAGAUUUCAUCCAUAGCUUCCCUGGGCCAAACAGACAAAUGGCUCAUGGAGACAUUUUUCAAAGCGCUCGCGCCAACACGACCAGUCUCGCAAUCCAAAUUCUCCAUUAUUUUUCCCACGCCCGACGAGAUCCGUCGCUCACUUGAGGGCUAUGCUUCCGGGGGCUCAAUACAUAUGAAGACGCAGAGCGCUCCACAGCGCAAACAACUAGAGUACAUGCGACCGUUUUUUUGUCACUGGGCAGGAGACGGAUCUUCGUCUUCCACCUGUAUCGAUCUGUCAGGGGAUGACCUUUCUCCUCCACCUCGGACCAGACGAGAAGCGGGCCGAGCGCGUGCAGCGCCUCAUAUCAAGACCUACAUUCAAUUCACGGACGGAGAGACUAUGGACUCUAUCGAUUGGGCCAUGGUCACGUCUGCGAAUCUGUCUACGCAAGCCUGGGGCGCGGCGGUGAAUCCGAGUGGUGAAGUUCGAAUCUCCAGCUGGGAGAUUGGUGUUUUGAUGUGGCCAGAGCUGUUUGUGGAUGAAAAGGUGAACGCAUCGACGAUGACGGAAUCAAGGUCAGCGGUCAUGGUACCCUGCUUUCAAAAGGACCGGCCUGAGUUCACGCAGCUGGAGACCGGGGGUUCACGAACCACUGUAGGAUUUCGAAUGCCCUACGACCUACCCUUGACACCAUACGGCGCCUCGGACGAGCCAUGGUGUGCUACGGCAUCGCAUACCACGCCAGAUUGGCGAGGACAAACCUGGAUCGACUGA
Messenger RNA from Penicillium oxalicum, 1770 nucleotides. Its product is annotated as tyrosyl-DNA phosphodiesterase 1. The transcript has 4 exons. Gene Ontology annotation, cellular component: nucleus. Gene Ontology annotation, molecular function: double-stranded DNA binding; single-stranded DNA binding; 3'-tyrosyl-DNA phosphodiesterase activity. NCBI's taxonomy places the organism in Eukaryota, Fungi, Ascomycota, Eurotiomycetes, Eurotiales, Aspergillaceae. Gene Ontology annotation, biological process: double-strand break repair; single strand break repair. The record is from RefSeq and is a predicted model, not a curated record. The coding region runs from base 1 to 1770 and encodes 589 amino acids.